Molecule: messenger RNA, 1831 nt
Organism: Musca domestica (house fly)
Lineage: Eukaryota; Metazoa; Arthropoda; Insecta; Diptera; Muscidae
Product: serum factor response D
Exons: 1
Coding region: 98-1243 (381 amino acids)
Source: RefSeq, a predicted model, not a curated record
CUGAACACAAAUUUCGAAAUCAAAACAUUGUGUGUUUUUGUUGUUGUUGUGUAACUCCCCAACAAGAUACAAAAUUCUGGAUUACAAAUAUCUCAAAAUGGAUACUCUAUCACCACAUCACAAAAAUGCCAAGGUCAGCAACUCCAGUAGUUCUGGCUGUUCGGCAGCCUCUUCGACCACGGAUAUCAAAUCAACGCUGAAAAAUCAACGUUCUGGCGAUUCAGCAAAGCCAUCAGGAUUACGAUCCAAAUCGUUUUUGCUCUGUUUGGGCAAACAUUUGGGACGCCACUUCAGCCACAGCCAGCAUAACCAUCCGCAUCAUCAUCAUCACCAUACCUUGAGCCAUAAUGGCCAUACCAUUGUCUACAACAGCCAAGAGGAUUUGCGUAGCUCUUCAACGGAUUCCUUUUCGCUGAGCUAUGAACGCAACUCUCGUUUGGAUAGUUUGAACAAUGGCAAUGCCGGGACCUCCAGUUUGGAUUUGAGCAGCGAAGAAAUGAAUUCCCGCACCUCAUCGGCCUCGGGCUGUUCACGCCUAUCGGCCGACCAAGAAUUAGAUAUGGAAAAUUGUACCGUCAAUCAGCCACAUAUCUAUAUUGCCACCACAAUUUAUAGGGCCAGCAGUUCCUUGGAUUGUCAUGAUGACAUUGCCGACUACAGUGAGGCGGAUAGCGGCAACUCGAGCAGUGAUGAAAAUAACGAAGAGGAGGAAGUAGAGGAACACGAAGACAGGCCCCAAACGGAAAACAAUAAAAAUUGCCUAAAUGUCAAUGGUAAAAUUACACAAAAAUCUAAAUCCUCACCCGCAUCUGUGUCAAACACACCUUCCUGUUCGCUGACCACAUCCUCAUCGAAGGGUUUGCAUUUGAGCCGCUUGUCCAUUACAUCCUCAGUGAAAAGUAUGCUGCAACAUUUCUCCACGGUAUCGGGUGUUACAACGCGUUCCUUGUCCUGUUCUAGUACGCCACUGAGAAGGGUUUGGGAUACCAAGUGUCGUAAGUCCCAAACCAGUGGCUGUUCCACAAAUGCAUCCAGUAAAUCAUCAUCCUCCACAUCAUCUUCCUCCGCCUCCUCGAAUUCCAAUUCCCGCAACCAAUCUUCGAACAAGAAACCCGAAAAGAAACAACAAAGUAUACUGAGGCCACCAAUCCAUUAUGUCUAUAUGAAGGGUAUGUCUGGCCUGUACUCAAGGGUACCCAGUUAUACGGUAUGCUGUCCCUAUGGUACCCAGCAAUGGGCCUAAAUUUUAAGUUUAAAAAAUUAUUUAAUUUUUUUCUUUUUCAAUUUACCCCCACAAAAUUCUAAUAAUUUAAUUAAAAUAUAUCACCAUGACUAAUGUAGAGUUAAGUUGUUACAAACAACGCUAUUACGUGAUGCAGUGCCUCGUUUGAAAAAAAAAAAUAAGAAACAAAAACCCCAAAACACUCCCCCUCCCUUAACACACACUUUAGAGAUUAGAUCGGAUAAAGUAUGGCAAAGGGACUUUAAUAUUUUAGGGAAUUUCUUAAGAUAAACACAAAAACAUAAAAAACACAUAUAUUUUCAAAAUUCCCUAGAAAAAUUAAAAAACAACAAGACAAGGUAAAUGAGAUCAAAGAAAACCAAGUUUUCGCAAAAAAUCCCAAAAUUGCAAAAAAGAAAAAUGUUUAAGUUUAAAAAUCUAUAUAUACACCUCUAUAGCAUUAUAAGUCGGAAUAAGUAUAGCAUAUUUAAACAAAAGGCACUAUAUAGUUCAAAUUUUUCGAAAAAAAAUUGAAAAUAGCAGAAGAUUGACAAGGAAAUUAAAACAAUAGAGAAAAAAUAUAUAAACGAAAAUUCCGUAGAUAAAUAU